Molecule: messenger RNA, 1203 nt
Organism: Rhea pennata
Lineage: Eukaryota; Metazoa; Chordata; Aves; Rheiformes; Rheidae
Gene: LMX1B
Product: LIM homeobox transcription factor 1 beta
Exons: 8
Coding region: 1-1203 (400 amino acids)
Biological process (GO): neuron differentiation; regulation of transcription by RNA polymerase II
Cellular component (GO): nucleus
Molecular function (GO): DNA-binding transcription factor activity, RNA polymerase II-specific; RNA polymerase II transcription regulatory region sequence-specific DNA binding
Source: RefSeq, a predicted model, not a curated record
AUGGAUAUUGCAACAGGUCCCGAGUCCUUGGAAAGGUGCUUUACGCGGGGCCAGUCGGACUGCUCAAAGAUGCUGGACGGUAUUAAAAUGGAAGAUCACCCUCUGCGCUCGGGUGCGGCCACGUUAGGAGUGUUACUGGGCUCGGACUGCCAGCACCAGGCCGUGUGCGAAGGCUGCCAGCGGCCCAUCUCGGAUCGCUUUCUGAUGAGAGUGAACGAGUCGUCCUGGCACGAAGAGUGUUUGCAGUGCGCGGUGUGUCAACAAGCCCUCACCACCAGCUGCUACUUCCGGGACCGAAAGCUGUACUGCAAACAGGACUACCAACAGCUGUUUGCUGCUAAGUGCAGUGGAUGCAUGGAGAAGAUUGCCCCGACAGAGUUUGUGAUGAGAGCCCUGGAGUGUGUCUACCACUUAAGCUGCUUCUGCUGCUGCGUUUGCGAACGACAGCUGAGGAAAGGGGACGAAUUUGUUCUUAAGGAAGGACAGUUGCUCUGCAAAAGUGACUAUGAAAAAGAGAAAGAUUUGUUGAGCUCAGUCAGCCCAGAUGACUCGGACUCAGUUAAAAGUGAUGAUGAGGAUGGGGAUGUUAAACCCACCAAAGGACAAGUAACCCAAGGAAAAGGAAGUGAUGAUGGGAAGGACCCAAGGAGACCUAAACGACCAAGGACAAUACUUACGACACAGCAGAGACGAGCAUUCAAAGCUUCCUUUGAAGUGUCUUCCAAGCCCUGUAGGAAGGUCAGAGAAACACUAGCAGCUGAAACAGGACUCAGUGUGCGAGUUGUCCAGGUCUGGUUUCAAAACCAAAGAGCAAAGAUGAAAAAACUAGCACGAAGACAUCAGCAGCAGCAGGAGCAACAAAACUCUCAGCGACUAGGGCAAGAAGUGAUGUCCAACCGAAUGGAAGGGAUGAUGACAUCUUACACACCGCUUGCACCUCCACAGCAGCAGAUUGUAGCAAUGGAUCAAAGCAGUUAUGGCACAGACCCAUUUCAGCAGGGUCUUACUCCGCCACAAAUGCCAGGCGACCACAUGAACCCUUAUGGAAACGACUCCAUUUUUCAUGAUAUCGACAGUGAUACCUCUUUAACUAGCUUGAGCGACUGUUUUCUUGCCUCUUCUGAAGUUAACUCCAUGCAGGCUAGAGUAGGAAACCCCAUUGACAGGCUGUACUCUAUGCAGAGCUCGUAUUUCGCCUCAUGA